AUGAGCAGUGAAGAGACCUUCAAGAAGUCUUCUGAAGAUGAUCAAAGUAUUACAAAGGAGACAAUAACUAAAAGCGUGGACGAAGUGGCCAGCGAAGGUUUUGAAGAGUCUGAGCCACUGUUACCAAAAGGUCCCGAAGAUGAGAAAACCUUGACAUGGAUAGACGUUGAAGCUACGGUCCCAUUAGUCGGAAAAAGCUCAAAAUCGCGGAGGAAGACAGUACUUCGAAGCGUAUCCGGAGUUGCUCUUCCACGUGAAGUUCUUGCAAUAAUGGGUGGUAGUGGAGCAGGAAAAACAACACUGAUGAACAUUCUGGCAUUUCAAAGUUCUAAGGAAGUAGAGAGUAAGGGAGCAGUUCUAGUAAAUGGGAAAGCAAUGACAAAACUCGACAUGCGACGGAUGUCAGCCUAUGUUCAACAGAUAGAUUUAUUCUGUGGAACAUUGACAGUGAAGGAGCAGCUGACAUAUUCUGCACUACUACUGAUCAAGGACAUGAAUUUGACUGACUGUCAAGAUACUCUGAUUGGCGUACCGAAUCGAAGAAAAGGCAUCUCUGUAGGAGAGAAGAAACGCCUAGCGUUUGGCAGUGAA
Molecule: messenger RNA, 591 nt
Organism: Ostertagia ostertagi
Lineage: Eukaryota; Metazoa; Nematoda; Chromadorea; Rhabditida; Trichostrongylidae
Source: the annotation of a GenBank genome assembly